AUGAAGCAGAGAGUCGAGCUUAUAAGCCACAGCCAGUAUCCUCAUGUCGCAGAUGUUAAUUUUACGGCUCUUGCAGAGAAAAGGCUCCAACCAGGAAAGCCGUUUAUAGAGCACACUGCUUUAGGAAAAAGUGAAAUAAAUCGUUGGCUAAAUAUUUUAAGAAGGCAGUUUGAUAUUUGGUUCCCUGAUACAAUAUCAACAAUGAAGCGAAGAUACAAUUUAGCGAAGAAAAACUUUAUCAAAGAAGUUUUCAGCUCAGGCGCAUUUAUUUAUCCAUUUCUGGGGUUUUAUGAGGUAUUGACAAAUCCUGUUUAUUGGAAGCACAUUUUUCUGUUCGCUCUUUGUUAUGCUAUAAUAUUUAUUACUAUUGCUGGCCUUUUUUACGUCGCUCUUGUGCCACUAUUAGUGACUUGGGCUAUUCUACUACUGGGUCCUCUUGGUGUAGUAUUGGUUCAUAUUCAAUGGAUUCUACAAACAAACGUACUGACUGCUUUUGUUUGUAGAACAUUGGUCUUGACUCAUAUUACGAACCAAAUAUUCGAUAUUUCUUUAGUGCUGCAAGAUCAAGACGAAUUCCUCAACGAGGCAAAGAUAUUGCCUAAACCACAAAGACCACAUAGAAAAAUUGAUGAACCCGACGCAGUGAGGAACUUCAACACCGUAAAGGGACACUGGGUUUUUAAAAUCCCCAGGUUAUUCUUCAGAUUUCUUUUCAAAAUGUCUAAUUUUACUUCAUUAACAUUGCUCUCGUUAAUUCCUAUCAUAGGACCCAUCCUGGCAAAUCAAAUAAUGGCUCCAAGGAGAACGUUUACGUAUUUGCAAAGGUACUUCCUACUAAAGGGGUUCACUAAGAAACAAGCUAAGGAUUUCCAGUAUGAGCAUUACGCAAGUUUUAUAUGUUUUGGGAUGUCUGCAGGCUUAUUGGAGCUCGUACCCUUCUUCACCAUAGUCACUAUUUCUAGUAAUACCGUCGGUGCAGCCAAAUGGUGUUCCUCGCUAUUAAGGGGAGAAAGGAAGGAAGAGUAA
This is a messenger RNA of Saccharomyces kudriavzevii IFO 1802, 1026 nucleotides long. RefSeq names its product Rrt8p (gene RRT8). Gene Ontology annotation, cellular component: prospore membrane; ascospore wall; lipid droplet. NCBI's taxonomy places the organism in Eukaryota, Fungi, Ascomycota, Saccharomycetes, Saccharomycetales, Saccharomycetaceae. The transcript has 2 exons. The coding region runs from base 1 to 1026 and encodes 341 amino acids. The record is from RefSeq and is a predicted model, not a curated record.